CUGCUCACAUCAUCGCCAAGUGAGGUUUCGAUUCAAUAUCCAUCCCCCAGCCCUGCACCCAGUCCAUGACGAGCCCCGGCGUGGCUGACGCUCCCAGUGAGGCCGUCAGGCCUUAUGACUUCACCAACUUUGACCGGCUCCUUGAGGACUACACACUCUGUGCUGAGUGGGCCCGACAGCAUCAGGCAGCCAUUCGCCGAGAUCAACAGCGGCGGCGUGAGCUGGAGAUCACGCUUUCCCGGAAGGACGAUGAGAUUCAGCAUCUGCGCUCGACCGUGAAUGAGCUGCAGACCACGGUUGCUUCCAAGGAAGACGUCAUCCGCAGACUCAACCUGCAGCUCCAGAAGCUCAUUGAGCACAACACCAAUAUCAUCAAGUUUACGUCGCAUAUGCUCGAGUCCACGCUGCCGGUCGAUGCUGUCCCUUCUGGAGCACUCGGGACAACGAGACACGUCCGCGACCUUGGGGCACUGUCGACUACCGAGAACCCUCGCAACAGCAUCCCAGUGAUCUUCAAGGAUCUGCCCAGCCGGCCCUCCGUUGGGCGACCCAGCGAAGAAGACGAUCUUGGCAACCGUCCCUCCGAGCAGCCCCACGCAAGCACCAUCGUUCCCACAUCCAUCCACAAUCUACCACGGCGGCGACACGAAUCGCCUCCUCGUUUUGAUGUCUCGACACCAAAGAGCCAGCCCGAGCCUCUGUCUUCCAAGUCUCUCGAAACCAAAUCUACGGCACGGGGUGAUCAAUCCACCUGGGCUCAUAAACCAGUCGCCCAAAUCCAUUCAUCGAAUGGGAAACGAUCGCAACCUUCAUCGAGUGGACAAGGACUCGCCGACUCCCCUGCUCGGCAGCCGUGUUCCUGUCAAAAGCCAAGUCAUCGGCGACAAGUCCAUGUGUCGCGACGACCAGAGGGACUGAAGCCCUCUGCACUGCGCAAGCCUGCUCGAUUGCCACAUUCUCUUGCAUCAGUCGCAUCCGCCGAUGGGAAGCAAGCGUCGGGUUCGCUGCUCCAAAGUGGCGUGCAGGACAAGCACGCCGAUCGGAUCUCUCCGCCUCCAUCUGAAAGCAUCACCCCAGACCGGGUCCAGAAUCUUCAAGCAACGAGCAAUGGACCCGCAGCACUUGCAGGUCAAUCUCAACACAGCACCACCGAAUCUGCCGCAGAGCAGUGUGCCCCCUUUGACCAAGAAUCCAACGGCCCAAAUGGAGUUGUGUCCGGAGGGACCGACCAUCCGCCUCGUUCUCUUGGUCCAAAGGUCCGUGCUCCUGCAGACACCGUUCCAGUCCAGCCACAGCUCAGUCCAUUAUUGAGCGAGCGCAUCGAGCCCGAUCCAGCUGCUCAGCCAUCUCAAGAUAAGCAGAAGGUUAUCGCCGCCCUGUCGAGCGAGUUUGCCUCGGAGGCUGAGCUUCUCGCAGACAUGCUUCUCAAAGCAACAAUGAGCAAUGCGGACCCGGCUGCCGAUGGUGAUGUCGAGAGCCUGGAGAUGCUCCAGGAAAGCGGGGGCAUGCUUAUCGACUGUAGACUCUUGCUCUCUGCGCUACAAGCAUCCAGCCAGCUCAGCACUAAAACAGGCAGUCCGCUUCCUGAUCUCCAUCUGGAGAGCGGCAAGCUCAACGUAAGAGCCGACAAUCAGCGUUCUCGAUCCGCAAAGCGCAAGCAACGCCUUGGGAAUGUACACACAACCGCAGAGGCCGACAGCACAACACAGCCAUCUGAGCCGAUCCAGCCGGUACAGCGCAGAAGCAGCAACGAGACCACCGAUGAUAUCAGCGACAAGAUCAGCGACAGAAUCAAUCUUGCUCGUGACUCCUCGGAGUGCAGCACCGUCGACCCCGGUGUGGCACUCGAUCCAUAUCCGCGCCCCGACGAGGCAACCCCAAGCGAUGGGCCGCUUCCGUGUCCCGAGGAAUCCUUUUCAAGCGACUCUCCCUUGAGCGAUAUCAUCGAAGGCGAGCUGUUUCCGCCAGAAGUCAUAAUUGAUGCUGAGCACUGUCAGUCUGGGCCGCAGACCAAGUCCGAUAGCUAUCCUCGUUGGCUCGACAACUACCGGCCCUUCACCAGCAACACAGCCCCAGGUCUCCUAAGCUGUCCAGACACCUUUCUUGGCGAAAAGCAGACUCACCGUGCGGCCGAGACGACGCCAUCGCUGCUCGCCGAAGCAGGGGCCCGGCUGGAUACGCUACCGGAACACAUCGAUCCGACAAAAAUCAUCGAUUCCCCUGCCCUGCUGUCGAGCUCUGAGGAGCAGCGUGCUGCCUUGGCGCCACACACAGAUGUCGAGAAUAUCCUUGCAACCCUGCGGGCGAUCACCGGUGCCGUGAUGGAGCUUCAUCCCGAAAACGGAGCCGCUCCGGCCAUACUGGCGCAUCCUGAAAAAGCCAAUACGUGUGAGCACGAGAACUGCGAGCAUCCAGUCAAGCCGCGAGUCGACAAGCAGAAGCUCUCCCUCCGUGCAACACGAGCAGUGAUGCCCCUCUCUGAGCUGGAUGCAACCCUGAUGACCUACACGCCGGCCCCACCUGUUCCGUUUUCAGCAGCCUCGCGCAUCUGGCUCAAGCCGCUCUCGGACUUUGACCAUGAGGCAUGGGAAAAGCACUACGUCGAAGGAGUCGAGGCCAAGCUCCGCGAUGGCGAGAUCUGGGUCGACCACACCCACUUUGUCGACAAGGACGGAGAAUAUCUGCUUCGAAGCGGAGACUUUGUCGUGUUCCUGACUCGGGCAGGCAUGACCGAGAACGGCAACUGGUCUGGGAACAUUGUUGUCGCCACAGCCAUCCGCGAAGUCAAGAACCAUCGGUGUCGAAUGCUGCGCCGCAACAUGCGGGUCGUGUUCUUUCGUCUCUUGAUUGUGAAGGAGCGAGUGUCCCUGAGCAAGGGCGAGUACGAUCUAUCCAACUUCAGCUUGCCGUGGAUGACGCCGCUGGACCAGCUAUUGUUCUCGCAGAUAAUGCGGUAAGUCCCGACGUCCGUGCGAGGGGCACUGCUCGCGGAGAUGCCAUUUUGGCCGACGGAGGAGCAGCGAGGAAGCAGCUCGAGGGAUAAGCCCAGCAGCAGCCAAUUCGAGUCAGGGCGUGCGUCAAAGCCGUGCGAUGAAUGCGGCGCUUUUU
Molecule: messenger RNA, 3108 nt
Organism: Polychytrium aggregatum
Lineage: Eukaryota; Fungi; Chytridiomycota; Chytridiomycetes; Polychytriales
Exons: 2
Coding region: 66-2957 (963 amino acids)
Source: RefSeq, a predicted model, not a curated record